AUGGACGUGCUUGCGGAAGAGUUUGGGAACCUGACGCCGGAGCAACUGGCUGCACCCAUCUCUACUGUAGAGGAAAAAUGGAGGCUGCUUCCAGCAUUUUUAAAGGUGAAAGGCCUCGUGAAACAGCAUAUAGAUUCAUUCAACUAUUUCAUUAAUGUGGAGAUAAAGAAGAUAAUGAAAGCCAAUGAAAAGGUUACAAGUGAUGCUGACCCCAUGUGGUACUUGAAAUAUCUUAAUAUCUAUGUCGGGCUCCCUGAUGUUGAAGAAAGCUUCAAUGUAACUAGACCGGUAUCCCCCCAUGAGUGCCGUCUGCGGGACAUGACGUACUCUGCCCCCAUCACAGUGGAUAUUGAAUAUACCCGAGGCAGCCAAAGAAUCAUCCGUAAUGCCUUACCCAUUGGCAGAAUGCCCAUAAUGCUGCGUAGUUCAAACUGUGUUCUUACAGGGAAGACGCCAGCAGAAUUUGCCAAACUGAAUGAAUGUCCUUUAGAUCCAGGUGGCUACUUCAUCGUUAAAGGAGUAGAAAAAGUGAUUCUAAUCCAAGAGCAGCUAUCUAAGAACAGGAUCAUUGUGGAGGCUGACAGGAAAGGGGCUGUUGGUGCUUCAGUUACCAGCUCUACCCAUGAGAAAAAAAGCAGAACCAAUAUGGCUGUAAAGCAAGGUCGAUUUUAUUUGCGGCACAAUACUUUGUCAGAGGAUAUUCCCAUUGUAAUCAUAUUUAAGGCCAUGGGUGUGGAGAGUGACCAGGAAAUUGUACAGAUGAUUGGAACAGAGGAGCACGUGAUGGCUGCAUUUGGGCCCAGUCUGGAAGAGUGCCAGAAAGCUCAGAUUUUCACACAGAUGCAGGCGUUAAAAUAUAUAGGGAACAAAGUAAGGAGGCAAAGGAUGUGGGGAGGUGGACCAAAGAAGACCAAAAUAGAGGAGGCAAGAGAACUCCUGGCUUCUACCAUCCUGACGCACGUCCCAGUUAAAGAAUUCAAUUUCCGAGCAAAAUGUAUCUACACUGCAGUGAUGGUGCGAAGAGUGAUUCUGGCCCAAGGAGAUAACAAAGUGGACGACAGAGACUAUUAUGGUAACAAGCGAUUGGAGUUGGCAGGACAGCUUUUAUCACUUCUUUUUGAAGAUUUGUUCAAAAAAUUUAAUUCUGAAAUGAAGAAGAUUGCAGACCAGGUGAUUCCUAAGCAAAGAGCUGCCCAGUUCGAUGUUGUGAAACACAUGCGUCAGGACCAGAUCACCAAUGGCAUGGUGAAUGCCAUUUCCACCGGAAAUUGGUCCCUAAAGAGAUUUAAAAUGGACCGCCAGGGUGUGACUCAAGUGCUGUCUCGCCUGUCGUAUAUAUCCGCACUGGGCAUGAUGACAAGAAUCUCUUCUCAGUUUGAAAAAACAAGAAAAGUGAGUGGUCCUCGAUCCCUCCAGCCAUCUCAGUGGGGAAUGCUCUGUCCUUCGGACACUCCUGAAGGAGAGGCAUGUGGUUUGGUUAAAAACUUGGCCCUUAUGACACACAUCACAACUGACAUGGAAGAUGGACCCAUUGUUAAAUUAGCCAGUAACCUGGGAGUAGAAGACGUGAAUUUAUUAUGUGGGGAAGAGCUCUCUUAUCCAAAUGUGUUUCUUGUCUUCCUCAAUGGUAACAUCCUGGGUGUCAUUCGGGACCACAAGAAGCUAGUGAACACGUUUCGACUGAUGCGAAGAGCCGGAUAUGUCAAUGAAUUUGUUUCCAUCUCGACAAAUCUCACGGAUCGAUGUGUCUAUAUUUCCUCUGAUGGGGGAAGGCUGUGCAGACCCUACAUAAUUGUUAAGAAACAGAAGCCUGCAGUCACAAAUAAACAUAUGGAAGAGCUGGCUCAGGGGUACAGGAAUUUUGAAGAUUUCUUACACGAGAGUCUGGUUGAAUAUUUAGAUGUGAAUGAAGAAAAUGAUUGUAACAUCGCACUCUAUGAACAUACAAUUAAUAAAGAUACCACCCACUUGGAGAUUGAGCCCUUCACUCUUCUUGGUGUUUGUGCUGGCCUCAUCCCAUACCCUCAUCAUAACCAGUCCCCAAGAAACACAUACCAAUGUGCCAUGGGGAAACAAGCCAUGGGUACCAUUGGAUACAACCAGCGGAACAGAAUCGAUACUCUCAUGUAUCUGCUAGCAUAUCCACAAAAACCCAUGGUUAAAACAAAGACCAUUGAGUUGAUAGAAUUUGAGAAACUGCCAGCUGGACAGAAUGCAACAGUUGCCGUGAUGAGUUACAGCGGCUAUGAUAUUGAAGAUGCCCUCGUUUUAAACAAGGCUUCCUUGGACAGAGGCUUUGGGCGCUGCCUUGUAUAUAAAAAUGCUAAAUGUACAUUGAAGCGCUAUACCAAUCAGACUUUUGAUAAAGUGAUGGGGCCGAUGUUGGACGCUGCUACGAGGAAACCCAUCUGGCGACACGAAAUUUUAGAUGCGGAUGGUAUCUGUUCUCCAGGUGAGAAGGUAGAAAACAAACAAGUGCUUGUCAAUAAGUCCAUGCCCACAGUAACUCAGAUUCCUCUGGAAGGAAGUAAUGUUCCACAGCAGCCACAGUAUAAGGAUGUGCCCAUCACCUACAAAGGGGCUACGGAUUCAUAUAUCGAAAAAGUGAUGAUCUCUUCAAAUGCCGAAGAUGCUUUUCUGAUCAAAAUGCUGCUGAGGCAGACGAGGCGUCCGGAGAUUGGAGACAAGUUCAGCAGCCGCCACGGGCAAAAAGGUGUUUGUGGCUUGAUCGUCCCUCAGGAAGACAUGCCGUUUUGUGAUUCUGGCAUUUGUCCGGACAUCAUCAUGAACCCACAUGGCUUCCCAUCGCGAAUGACGGUGGGAAAGCUGAUCGAGCUGCUGGCCGGCAAGGCCGGGGUGCUGGACGGCAGGUUCCACUACGGCACUGCGUUUGGAGGCAGUAAAGUGAAGGACGUGUGUGAAGACCUCGUCCGCCAUGGUUAUAACUACUUGGGGAAAGACUAUGUUACAUCUGGCAUCACAGGCGAGCCCUUAGAAGCAUACAUCUAUUUUGGCCCCGUGUACUAUCAGAAACUGAAGCACAUGGUGCUGGAUAAGAUGCAUGCCCGGGCGCGGGGCCCACGAGCUGUUCUUACCAGGCAGCCCACCGAAGGUCGAUCUCGUGACGGCGGUUUGCGUCUUGGAGAGAUGGAACGUGACUGUUUAAUCGGUUAUGGAGCCAGUAUGCUUUUACUAGAGAGACUAAUGAUUUCAAGUGAUGCCUUUGAGGUGGAUGUCUGUGGGCAGUGUGGACUUCUGGGGUAUUCUGGCUGGUGCCAUUACUGCAAGUCCUCGUGCCACGUGUCCUCCCUCCGCAUCCCGUAUGCCUGCAAGCUGCUCUUCCAGGAGCUGCAGUCCAUGAACAUCAUCCCCCGGCUGAAACUGUCCAAAUAUAACGAGUGA
Puma concolor (puma) is the source of this 3402-nucleotide messenger RNA. RefSeq names its product RNA polymerase III subunit B (gene POLR3B). Lineage: Eukaryota; Metazoa; Chordata; Mammalia; Carnivora; Felidae. Gene Ontology annotation, biological process: DNA-templated transcription. Gene Ontology annotation, molecular function: ribonucleoside binding; DNA-directed RNA polymerase activity; DNA binding. The record is from RefSeq and is a predicted model, not a curated record.